AUGGCGGCCAUCAAGCUCCCUAUCGUCGUGAUCGCCCGUCUUCUUCUGCCAACUCGCGGGUGGGAGCGUGUGGCCGAUAAUGUGGCGUCCGACGUGCAGGUGAUCCAGACUCGUGUCCACGACCAGGACUUCGACGUGCCAGCGCAUGGAUCGGCUGGUUGUGUUGACAACGAUUAUGGCGCCGUCCAACUUGCAAAAGAUCAUGCGCGUGUGUCUGAUGUCAGUGGUUGUUCGGAUGUCGGUCCGUACUGUGCAGACGCGAACUUGUCGAGCCAAGUUCUUGCAGUGUGCUGCGCCACUUGCAGCGAGGGGCCCGAGCCAGAGCCCAACGUGGUGCAUUGCCAAGAUCAUUAUGAUUGCCAGUCUUCGGAAUUUUGCUACGAUGGUACGUGCGACAGCUGCAGCCAGUGCCAAUUCUGCUCCGACGCUGCUUACGUCGACGAGUGUGGGCAUUGCGGACCAGGGUUCCCCUCGCAUGAGACGAUUCCCUGCCACUCCCAUGAAUACGUGGUCACCAAGGGGUCGCUUACGGUGACACAUGCAUGGAAAAAUUUGUCCUCAGAAGAGCAGCUGCUCUUUCUCGAGAAGAAAUUUAGCGAGCUCGACAAAGAUCAGUCUUCGACCCUGGACGUGGACGAGCUAGUGGGCGCCCUGAUCGGACAGGACCUCGUCGCGAUCGAAGCCGCCAACGGCACGCUCAACACUCCCUUUGACCAAGUGCUACUUCCCAGGGCUUCGGUGCAAGAGUUUGUGGAGAAGCACAGCGCCCAUGGCAGUGCGUUCUUGACCCUCGACGAGUGGCUCGCCACAACUCCUCAGCUGACACAGCGAGCUGCCCCCCAGAAGGCGUUACGUGGGCCUUCGUGCACCUUCGAGAGUAUCUUCUCACUUCCCAGCACCUGCUCGGAAACACAAUGGGUGGACAAUUGCGGGAACUCUUGCAAUAACGCUUGUACUAGUUGCCCGAGAUUGGCGCAUACGAAUUCGAGCGCGGUUGCGCGAGUUUCCCGAGAUUCGGGCUCCGUUGCGCGAACAUCUCAAGAGCUUGAGUUCUGGGGCGGGAGGCGCCGGCGUCGUUGGUGGAGCGUCGUCGUGGAUGUGGUAGAGACGGUCGUCGAUGUGGUCGUGUGCACUGUGAGCUGCGUCACCAACUGCGUGUGGUCGUGUUUCACCGAGGCAGUGGAGUACGUGUACACGUGCGUGGUCGACACUGUUGUGAAUGUGCUCAUGAGCUUCGGAGAAUGUUUGUCAGCUGUGGUGAACGCCGUCAACGACGCGGUCGGUGACAUGUGCGGCUUCGAUCUCAUUCCCACAAGUUGUUCUGGCGUCUGGGAUUGCAUUUCGGAGGGGGUGAGCAAUGCUCUCUCAUUCUUCGAGUGUGGAUUCUCGAUACUCUUGGAUAUUCUCGAGAACAUGGUCAUGGCAAAUCUCCGUUGUCUGCCGAACAUCGCCGACGGCAUCAGGGCUGCCCUAUUCCCUCCCGAAGCGAUAAUUGCUACUACAGUUUUCGAGGCUUUGUGGAAUUUCGGCGAGAGGGUCGUGAACGGGAUCUACUCAGAAGCUGCGGCCGUGAGCAUCGACUUCUGUUGGAAUUCAGCCCCCACCGCCGAAUUCACUGACUGUGGUGCCUUCGAUUUCGUCAGCAGUAUGACUAUUUGGGACGUGCUUGACGUUUUCGGGAUGGCCCAACGUUUCGCGGAUACCGUGGCGAAGUUCACCAAUUGCCUCACGAAGACUACAAGCCUCCCAGGGCUUAGUUUCGGCAUCCCCACUCCCUUCCUGCAAGUGGAUUGGACAGGAGGCUCGUGGUGUGCGCCAAGCUUUGUCCAAACUGCGGCCAAAGGAGUCAUUGGCGUGUUCAGGUACAUAGCUUCAGGACGGAUGCUCGAUGACCUCAUCAUUGUAGGUGACAACCUACUGACCAAUCUUCAGACGAGGCUGGAAGCAGUGUUCUGUGACGAAGGUGACUUUACCAUCACAUUGGGCGUCGACCUCCAGUUCGGAUACGCAGUUCUUGGCAUCAAGGCUCAGGCUGGAUGCCUCAAUGGAAGAUUCGCCGCCAAGAUUGUCGGUUUUGCCACGGGCAGAAUUUCCAUCUUCGGUUCGCCGUACACGUGGGAGCCAUCUGCCUCCGCGUUCUUCAGUAUCGGUUGUACAGCGGGGCCCUCCAGCACGGAGUGGUCGUACUGGGAGUCGUCUCUGAACGGCAUCCUGGCAUUCGAUAUUUUCAGCGGGACGGUUUCUCUGCCUCUCUAUCCACAGCCGAAGCUCGAGUUUGGCUACUCGUUCUCGCUCAAACUCUGGCCCCAACCAGCCCCGCCUCCCCGCCUGUCGGAGGGGGAGUUCAACAAGACAUCGCUGCUGCCGGCGCUGCGCCUCCUCUCUGGGGCUACGUCCGACCCCAGCUUCGGCGAAGACGUCAAGAGCAAGUUCCCAGACCCCAAGCCAAUCCUCGAGGGGGCCCGCAACGGCUCGCUCGAGAGGUCCAACAUGAACAGGAGUGCCGGUGAUCUCGCCGCCAGGAUCGCCAUCUCCGUCACGAAGAACUUCUGCUUCACUUGCGACGAUUUCGGAUCGGAGCCUGCCUGGGUCACGGGCCUCUCCAACAUGGCUCAGAAGUUCGCCUGCGCUGUGGGCCAGGCGGUGGCGGGAGCCUCCUGGGGUGCGCUGAGCCUCGCCCAGUGCUUCGCCCGGGUGACGCAGUGGGAGGCGGCUGGGAACUACUGCGAGUAUUUGUACUCCGACUCUCCGAACGACGGCUCCGACAUUCCGGGGACCACUUGCGCCUGUAUGCCACCGAAUGCGAUGUCUUCCGGGGCUUGCUACGCGGCGGUUGGAACCAGGGCCAGCGAGGGGUCUGCGCAGUUCGUGACUUACCGGCAUCAGAGGCUGACUUGCGAAACUGGGAGCGGAGCGGCAUGCAAGACUUGUGUCACUCCGCAGGACCGAGUGGUGAGAGACCAGUGUGAGACCUGCAACGACGGCCACAUACUGCUCGGCUACGUGUGCUCGGCCUACACGCCGUCGCCGACGCCAAAUCCGACGCCGUAUCCGACGCCAAGCCCAACUCCAUAUCCAACGCCAUAUCCGACGCCAAGUCCAACGCCGUAUCCAACGCCAUAUCCGACGCCAUAUCCGACACCUUAUCCGACGCCAAGCCCGACGCCAGAACCGACGCCAAGCCCAACGCCACUGCCACCGGGCGCCACGCAUGUUCCGACGCCGAGCCCGACGCCAGAGCCGACGCUGUAUCCGACGCAAAGCCCGACGCCAGAACCGACGCGGUAUCCGACGUCCAGCCCGACACCAGACCCGACUCGGAAUCCGACGCCAAGCCCGACGCCAGAACCGACGGCGACCAUGGCGACCUGCGUGGAUAUUCCUGGGUGGGGGAGCAAGGAUGGUACACCUUGCUCUUGGUAUAACACGGCCAAUGUUUGCACCACGUCUGGAGGCUAUGCAUCGGGAUGGCAUUCUGGAUGGGGCACAUUUGCAGAUUGGGCGAACGAUGGAUAUGACGGUUCGACAGCAUGUUGCGGUUGUGGUGGGGGCACGUCACCGACUCGUUGCCAGUACAUCGAGAUCCCUUCAAAUACAUUCGGGUAUGUCCAACUGCCGUAUAGUAGCAACAUUCGAGCUUUGUCAAUGUGGCUUGCGCCGUACAAGGAUGGAGGCUAUCACUGGGAGUACAUAUUUGACGCACGUACCGGAUUGGGCUCUGGACAUUUCUCUUUUCUCGAUUGGUCAUCUGGAUCUGGCAGCGCGCGUAUUGACAAGGGCAGCUAUUGGAGAGAUACGAUAUAUGUCAACGGAGUUGCCGCUACUACUAGUACCCUUGUUGCGAGUGUCAAUGCUGCCACCACCACCUACGCCCCGUGGAUUCACUUGUACGUAUCGUCAGACAGAACUUUCGGCGACGAUAUAACGGUGUUCGCCCGAUUCUCGCUCUCAGAGAAUUUGCCUGGAAAGAUCCAUUCUUUGGCACUGUGGCCGUCAGAGUUGUCCCCGUCUGACAUUUUGGCUGCGGCUUCGGGACAGACGACAUCAGUAACGCCCACGCGUUCCUAUUCCGCGGCAGAUUUAAGGUUGUACAGAUCGGGGACCGCGUCCCUCGUCGCCAAUGAGGUCGGUACUGCGCAGUGCCCGCCAAGCCCGACUCCAGCUUCGACGUCGCAUCCCACGCCGAACCCGACGCAUAGCCCGACGGCACACCCGACGCCGAACCCGACGCGUAGUCCGACGGCACACCCGACGCCAAACCCGACGCGUAGUCCGACGGCACACCCGACGCCAAACCCGACGCGUAGUCCGACGGCACACCCGACGCCAAACCCGACGCCGUUUCCGACGCCAAGCCCCACGGCAAGCCCGACUCCGUCUCCGACGCAGUAUCCAACGCCAAGCCCGACGCCAAGCCCGACGCCGAGCCCGACGCCAAGCCCGACGCCAUCUCCGACGACAAGCCCGACGGCAAGCCCGACGCCGUCUCCGACGCAGUAUCCAACGCCGAGCCCGACGGCAAGCCCGACGGCAAGUCCCACACGGACCCCGACGUCUGCGCCCACCUACCCCCCGCUUGGGGACGUGCAUGCAUCAGGUACUUGUAGCUGCUCCAGCCCUCCCUGUGGAUGUAACUGUUGGGAUUGCACAGAAGAGCGUCAAGCUGCUGGAUGUUGCAGUUGCGAAGAUGGGAAGAGUUGCGGUUAUGGCGAUACAAUGACUUUGUGCGACGGUUGCAUGGGUUGUUGGUACAAGGGCAAAUGUGGUUGCAGUACAGAUUCGGUUACUUGGCCCUUCUAUGAUGUAUUCGGUCUCACGUGCUCGAGUGAUGCAGGCAGCUAUCUGUCCUACCAUGCAGUGCCACCGACCUCAACCCGACGCCGAGCCCGACGCCAAGCCCGACGCCAUCUCCGACGACAAGCCCGACGACAAGCCCGACGCCGUCUCCGACGCAGUAUCCAACGCCGAGCCCGACGGCAAGCCCGACGGCAAGUCCCACGCGGACCCCGACGUCUGCGCCCACCUACCCCCCGCUUGGGGACGUGCAUGCAUCAGGUACUUGUAGCUGCUCCAGCCCCCCCUGUGGAUGUAACUGUUGGGAUUGCACAGAAGAGCGUCAAGCUGCUGGAUGUUGCAGUUGCGAAGAUGGGAAGAGUUGCGGCUACGGCGAUACAAUGA
Molecule: messenger RNA, 5178 nt
Organism: Prorocentrum cordatum
Lineage: Eukaryota; Dinophyceae; Prorocentrales; Prorocentraceae
Source: the annotation of a GenBank genome assembly